AUGACUUCGAGUACACCUUAUGAGUACUCAUACGAAUUGGAUGAGAAAAAGCCAUUAAAUUUGGAUUCCAAUUACGUGUCGUCAUUUUCAAAAUAUAAGAGGUACGUCCUAUGGCUGUUUUCCAUACUUUUCAUAUUAUUUUGGUUAAGUGAUUUCUCACUUGUUGCAGCUGAACCCAAGGUGGUGAUAAUUGUUGCUGUCAAUAGUGGUGGCGGUGGUGUUUUAAAGUGGAAAUCGGAACAAGAAUGGGCUAUCGAGCGUAUUUCUAUCGAAAACAAACGUGCAUACGCCAAAAGACAUGGUUACGGAUUGGUCAUUAAAGAUCAGGCACUAUCAAAGAGAUACUCCCAUGAAUACAGAGAGGGCUGGCAAAAGGUUGAUAUAAUGAAACAGACUAUGAGGGAAUUCCCCAAUGCUGAAUGGUUUUGGUGGUUAGACGUGGAAACUCUUAUCAUGGAGCCCCAACUUUCUUUGGAAGAACAUAUCUUCGAUAGACUAGAUGAAAUCGCAAACAAGACUUUGGAAGCUUUCAAUCCUUUGCAUAUAGCUACCGAUGUGGCAUAUGUUGACUAUUCACAACCGUCAGAUAUGUUAAUUACACAGGACUGUGGUGGUUUUAAUUUGGGUUCUUUCCUAAUGAGAAACACUGAAUGGACUGAGCUUCUUCUCGAUAUAUGGUGGGACCCAGUCGGAUAUGAACAAAAACAUAUGGUCUGGGAACAUCGUGAACAAGACGCUUUAGAAGCAUUGUAUGCUAACGAACCUUGGAUUAGAGAGAAGAUCGCAUUUCUACCACUAAGGCAGAUCAAUGCUUUCCCACCAGGUGCUUGUGCAGAUUUCAAGUAUGACUUGCGCUAUUUCUAUAACGAAAAGGAACAUGACUUCGUUGUCAAUAUGGCUGGGUGUAACUUUGGUAGAGACUGCUGGGGUGAAAUGCGCCAAUACACUCAACUGAUGCAAACUCUUCACCGUAGAUGGUACUCGAUGUUCUUUUAG
This is a messenger RNA of Kluyveromyces lactis, 996 nucleotides long. It is a transcript of the gene MNN10, whose product is annotated as alpha-1,6-mannosyltransferase. Gene Ontology annotation, cellular component: Golgi membrane. NCBI's taxonomy places the organism in Eukaryota, Fungi, Ascomycota, Saccharomycetes, Saccharomycetales, Saccharomycetaceae. Gene Ontology annotation, molecular function: glycosyltransferase activity. The transcript has a single exon. The record is from RefSeq and is a predicted model, not a curated record. The coding region runs from base 1 to 996 and encodes 331 amino acids. Gene Ontology annotation, biological process: protein N-linked glycosylation.